Molecule: messenger RNA, 7490 nt
Organism: Microcebus murinus (gray mouse lemur)
Lineage: Eukaryota; Metazoa; Chordata; Mammalia; Primates; Cheirogaleidae
Source: RefSeq, a predicted model, not a curated record
UUCCUGUAGAAAGGCGGGCGGGCUCGGCCGCAAGCCCCACUAGCCAGUGUCAGCCUCUCGACGGAGGAGGCGGCGGCGGAGGAGGAGCAGGGGGAGGGCUGUCAAAUUCGGGAGCCAGAUUUCCCCCUUCCCUCGGCAAUCCCUUCCGCUUCCCCGGCUCCCGGCGUGACAUCUGCGGACGCGGGACCUGUAUGUGCGUGCGCGCGAAGCAGCGGAAGAAUGGCAGUGCUCAAACUCACCGACCAGCCACCACUGGUCCAGGCAAUCUUCAGCGGUGAUCCAGAGGAGAUACGGAUGCUCAUCCAAAAGAUUGAAGAUGUGAACACUCUGGAUUCUGAGAAACGAACUCCCCUUCAUGUGGCCGCGUUUCUGGGAGAUGCAGAGAUCAUUGAACUCCUCAUUCUGUCAGGAGCUCGUGUCAAUGCCAAGGACAACAUGUGGCUGACCCCACUGCACCGGGCUGUCGCUUCCAGAAGUGAAGAAGCAGUACAAGUAUUGAUUAAGCACUCAGCUGAUGUCAAUGCAAGGGACAAGAACUGGCAGACCCCGCUGCAUGUGGCAGCAGCCAACAAGGCUGUCAAAUGUGCAGAAGUGAUCAUUCCCCUGCUGAGCAGCGUCAAUGUCUCCGACCGAGGGGGGCGCACAGCCUUGCACCAUGCAGCUCUGAAUGGCCAUGUGGAGAUGGUCAAUUUACUCUUGGCCAAAGGGGCAAACAUCAACGCAUUCGACAAGAAGGACCGACGUGCUCUGCACUGGGCAGCUUAUAUGGGCCACCUGGAUGUUGUGGCAUUGCUUAUUAACCACGGCGCGGAAGUGACCUGUAAGGAUAAGAAGGGUUACACCCCUCUCCACGCUGCAGCCUCCAAUGGACAGAUCAACGUUGUCAAACAUCUCCUGAAUCUCGGGGUGGAGAUCGACGAAAUCAAUGUCUACGGAAAUACGGCACUUCACAUCGCCUGCUACAACGGACAGGAUUCUGUAGUUAAUGAGCUGAUUGACUACGGCGCUAAUGUGAACCAGCCCAACAACAAUGGCUUCACCCCUUUGCAUUUUGCUGCUGCCUCCACCCACGGUGCUUUGUGUCUUGAAUUGUUAGUAAACAACGGGGCAGAUGUGAACAUUCAGAGUAAAGAUGGCAAAAGUCCACUGCACAUGACAGCUGUCCAUGGACGGUUCACACGGUCACAAACCCUCAUUCAGAAUGGAGGUGAAAUUGACUGUGUGGAUAAGGAUGGCAAUACUCCUCUCCAUGUGGCUGCAAGAUACGGUCAUGAGCUUUUGAUUAACACCUUAAUAACCAGCGGAGCUGACACAGCCAAGUGUGGAAUCCAUAGUAUGUUCCCUUUACAUUUAGCCGCCCUAAAUGCUCACUCUGACUGCUGCAGAAAGUUGUUAUCGUCCGGACAAAAGUAUAGCAUAGUAUCCUUGUUUAGUAAUGAGCACGUGCUGUCUGCAGGCUUUGAAAUAGACACCCCAGAUAAAUUUGGAAGAACGUGCCUUCAUGCUGCUGCUGCAGGAGGUAAUGUGGAAUGUAUAAAACUCUUGCAGAGCAGCGGAGCAGAUUUCCAUAAAAAGGACAAGUGUGGGAGGACCCCUUUGCACUAUGCAGCUGCGAAUUGUCAUUUCCACUGUAUUGAGACAUUAGUGACUACAGGGGCCAACGUUAACGAAACAGAUGAUUGGGGACGGACGGCUUUGCACUAUGCCGCUGCAUCAGACAUGGAUAGAAAUAAGACUAUCUUAGGAAAUGCCCAUGAAAAUUCAGAAGAGCUUGAAAGAGCCAGGGAGCUGAAGGAAAAGGAAGCCUCGCUAUGUCUAGAGUUUCUGCUUCAAAAUGAUGCAAAUCCAUCUAUCCGGGACAAAGAAGGUUACAAUAGCAUUCAUUACGCUGCUGCCUAUGGGCACAGACAAUGUCUGGAAUUGCUUUUGGAAAGAACCAACAGUGGUUGUGAAGAAUCAGAUUCCGGUGCUAUCAAGAGUCCGCUCCACUUAGCUGCCUACAAUGGGCACCAUCAAGCCUUGGAAGUCCUUCUGCAGUCGCUGGUGGACCUGGAUAUCAGAGAUGAGAAAGGUCGCACUGCUUUGGAUCUGGCUGCUUUUAAGGGGCACACAGAAUGUGUGGAAGCACUUAUCAAUCAGGGCGCAUCCAUCUUUGUGAAAGACAAUGUAACCAAAAGAACCCCACUGCAUGCCUCAGUAAUUAAUGGUCACACACUGUGUUUGCGGCUGUUACUAGAAAUUGCAGACAACCCAGAAGUGGUGGAUGUGAAAGAUGCCAAAGGACAAACCCCACUGAUGCUUGCAGUAGCAUAUGGACAUAUUGAUGCUGUUUCAUUGUUACUUGAAAAGGAAGCAAAUGUAGAUGCUGUUGAUAUCCUAGGAUGCACAGCGUUACACAGAGGGAUUAUGACAGGACACGAGGAAUGUGUGCAAAUGCUGCUGGAACAAGAAGUGUCCAUUCUCUGUAAAGAUUCCAGAGGGAGGACGCCCUUGCACUACGCAGCCGCUCGUGGCCAUGCCACGUGGCUGAGCGAGCUGCUUCAGAUGGCUCUUUCCGAGGAGGACUGUUGCUUCAAAGAUAACCAAGGCUACACACCCCUGCACUGGGCUUGUUACAAUGGUAACGAAAACUGUAUAGAGGUACUUUUGGAGCAAAAAUGUUUUCGCAAAUUUAUUGGUAAUCCUUUUACUCCACUGCACUGUGCAAUAAUAAAUGAUCAUGAAAAUUGUGCAUCCUUGCUACUUGGGGCCAUAGAUUCCAGUAUUGUCAGUUGUAGAGAUGACAAAGGCAGGACACCCCUUCAUGCGGCAGCGUUUGCUGAUCACGUGGAGUGCUUGCAGCUUCUUUUGAGACAUAAUGCUCAAGUGAACGCGGUAGACAAUUCAGGGAAAACAGCACUGAUGAUGGCCGCUGAGAAUGGGCAGGCAGGCGCCGUGGAUAUUUUGGUGAACAGUGCCCAGGCUGAUCUGACUAUAAAGGAUAAGGACUUGAAUACACCCUUACAUUUGGCUAGUAGUAAAGGUCAUGAAAAAUGUGCCUUGUUAAUACUUGACAAGAUACAAGAUGAGAGCCUUAUUAACGCAAAAAAUAAUGCACUGCAGACACCCCUCCAUGUCGCUGCACGCAAUGGCUUGAAGGUGGUAGUUGAGGAGUUGCUGGCCAAAGGGGCCUGUGUCCUGGCUGUAGAUGAAAAUGGUAUUGGAAUUAGCAGCUCAUGCCUAUUUCUCAGAAGUCAUACCCCGGCCCUGGCUUGCGCUCCUAACAAAGACGUGGCUGACUGCCUGGCCCUCAUUUUGGCUACCAUGAUGCCUUUUUCUCCUUCCGGUACAAUGACGGCUGUCAACUUCGUUUGUUUAAAAAAAGACAAUUUGAGCAGGACAACCCUGUCCAACCUGGGUAGCAUGGUUAGCCUGUGCAGUAACAACGUAGGCUCGGAGGAUGGGUACAAUGAAAACGAUUCUGAUUCGGAAACAUUUUGACUUUGGACUGUAGAAGCUUUUCCUUGAUCACCUGUGUUGGAGGAAGGGAAAGAAGCUUGAAUUCCAGGUUUAUGUUGUGUUCAAGUAUUAUAUGGGGCUCAGGCUUCCAGAAGCCAGUAGAGAAGGAAUUAAUCGAACCAAGGGAGGGCAGAGAGGCUGUUGGGUGAAACACUCUCACAGAUGAGCUCCAAUUUUGUUUUGGUUCAUGUUUUCCUUAGAUCUAAGGUACUUCUGUGAAAGUCUACCUCUCAUUUUAAGUAAGGAAUAAAAAAUGUGUUUAAUUCCUUUUCUUUGGGGAUAAUGCAACCAAGAGGCAACUGUUCGCUAUAAAGAAUUUUUUUUCACGUACUCAGUAGUGAGUUCUUAGAAGUAUAUCAAUGCGGCAUUCAGAUCCCCUGGGAGGGGAGGGAAGAGGUAGAUAGGAAACACCUCAAACCUCUUCUCACUUUGAUGUUUACGUCCUCACUAGAAGCCAAAGGUAAAGGUGUUCAUCUUCAGAAAUAAUGCCUGUAAUAAUCUUCUUAAGGAAAUCCAACUAUUCAUAUCCUGUCUGUAGCAAACACUUAAAUAUCCAGAACUUCUUUCUGAGGAUCUUUGUUAAAGUUGCCAGAUGAAUUGAAAAACCGAACUUUUUUUCAUUUAACACAAAUAUAGAACCCAAUGUUCCCCACAACAAGCUUGUAACUAAUCUUCACCCAAGUGAUUGAACCCAAAUCUAUCUAAUAACAUUUCAGAUGAAAAUUAUAUUGCAUCAAAACUUUGAGACAAUAUGCAUAUUUACCAUUAAAUUGCCCCUUGUUAAUUCUUUCUUAAAUCAAAAUACUAACUUUUUUUAAACCAGAAUCAUCAGCAUUGUUCAUUAAUAGUAAAAGGUUAAUGAGCUUCUUAGUCAAGGUCAUGCCAAGUGAGUGAAAGUGUAACUGCAAACGGAAACAAAGAAAGUAAAAGCAGAAAGUAGAAACGGGUGAUAUAGAAAUAAAGCCAAUUGCCAGUUGUUUGAUGAUGAAUCCACAUAGUGAAUACUGUGUCUACUCCUUCUGCCAAAGCUUCUAGGUCAAAUGGACCCCGUUCCACACCUGGAACAGCUGUACAAAAAGAAGAAUGAGACUGUUUAAAAAGUAUGCACAUAUAUACACGUAUGUGCAUAUGUAUAUAUAUAUAAGUAUGUAUGUAGUUCAUCAACCAGCUAUCCAUGAGGACCAAAAUGCUUCAGUCUAAAAUGGAAGAUUUAAAUUUUUUUCUUUCAAAAUGCAAAUGAGAACUGAAGUAGCUUUUCUAUGGAGUUAAAAUGUAAUCUUUUUGGUGUACCAGUCUUUGUUGUAUUUUAUAUUUCUUAUAACACAUAUUUCUAGUUGACAGCUUAACAUUUGUAAUUGAUAAUGUGUCGACCACGAUUUAUUUUUUUGCCAAACUACAGAAAAUGUCCAUAUACUUUUGAUGUGAAUGUGUUUAUAUUUAUUUGAAAUGAAACAAAUACCAAGGAAACAUCCAUUGUUUAAUUGCUAUGUGUCUUAUUUGGAAUAACAGAAAAGUGGAAAAACACACUUGACCCUGGGCUAGCCAACAGCUCUGAGGCCAGACCCAGAAUUUCCACUGCUAAGGUUUCCAUUGGACCCUCAGGCUCUUCCGUUUUGGUUAUCGAGGGUACAACAUCCAUCACUCAACCCCAGACUGUAGCCAGCUUAGAGCUUAAAAAACAUUGCAGUUGGUAUUCUCUUCUGCGAGAUGAAGACUGAAAUGUGCAGUGGAUCAUAUACACAAAGGUGGCCCAACGAAAGAUCCAGAAAUUACCCUAACUACACUGAAAAUUUCACAUGGUCCCAGUAACCCAAUGGGAAAUGAUGUCAUUGUGUGGGCACGUGUGCUAAGAGGAGAAAUAAAAAUCACCAGCUCAAGUGCUAUUUUCCACUUGAGAAAGAGACAGGAAAGAAAUAUGUUGAAUUAGGACAGUCCUCUCCCACAUUUUAUAAUGGGUUUUCAUUUUCAUCCUGGAAAUUUCUAUUCAUAGUGUAUGUGAGAGAUUUUUAAAACAGUGUUCUGUCAUAUCUGGAUCAAAUACAGAUACUGUAUUAUAUUUUUCAUCUAGCUGUAAAAAAACUUUAAUCUCUUUUAAUAUCCUGGAUUUAAUUAAAACUCAUGUUGGAUUCUUCACAAAUGAGAACUUGUUCAAAGGACUUAAGAACUGGUAUUAAUUUCAUUGACAAGUUUCAACACGACCACCAUUUUUUAAAAAAAUUCUUUGGUGUUGUAUUUCCUUCCUCCUUUGUCCUUUUUGUUUAUUUAGAGAAGAUGAAUUUUUUAAAAAGUAAAGUGCUAAUGAGCAAUAAUGACCUUAUCUUUACCAAAACGCUGAAAAUAAGGGAGAUCCAAUGUUGAAGAAGCACAAUAUACUGCGGUGUCUUUUUCUAGAAGUGAAUGGAAAUCUUGCUCCGUUGGCAUUUAAAGCAGGAAAUAACAACGCCUGCGUUAAUGGUGAAGCAGCGUUAACAUGUUUCCUGUAGAGUAGCAGAGAGUGCAAGGAUCCUUUCAGCACAGCAGCAACCAACCAUGGGACGUUAUCUCCACGGAGCUGCACUUUGACUUUUCUCUCUUAUGGAUAGGAAGAGGACAAAGGAACAAAAUGAAAUCAUGCUCACAAUGAAUCACUCGAUCUCUCUCUCUAUCUACCCCUCUCUUUCUCUAUUUCUCCCUCCCCCCAAGACCAAAUUUUUUUCUUUAAACAAUGACUUUAGAAACUAUAAUUUCUGUGUGUUUUGACUAUGUCUCCUAAAAAUAAAAUUAUGUUUGUAACAUAGCCUUCUAAGAAAAAAAAAAACCAGAAAACUGUUGUGUUUUUUCAUUGUGUCUUACUUGCUUAGUGCUUUUACCUACAUGUGUUAUUUUUAGACUGUAUUUUAACCACAAUCACAGGGAUCAUGUUUCAUUGCACUUACCUAUUCGCCAGUGUCUGUCUAUCUUUGGUAAAUACAUUACUAUCUCCAAAUUGCCUAAAAUCUGCUAUGAUUCUACAGUAAAUAGCUCAGGGGAUUUCUAUUUAUCACUACUAAAAGGGCACCAUAGUAUGUUUUGGUACUUUAGGCAGUAAACACUGCUUCAUUUAUUAUUUUAUUAUUAAAUUAGAACAAGAACAUCAAAUGAAUUUGCUGCACUAGUUAUUCUUUGUACUGUUGAGCAACUUGAUGUGCUUAUCUGUUGCGUUAGUUGAAGAACUCAUCCCUUUUUUGUCUUGUAAUAUGAAGUUAGAGUGCCUUUUUAUAUUUGUAUAUUCUGAAAAUGUUCUGUGAAAUGUUUUGUAUUUUUUCAUUUGAGUGUUAUCAGAGCAAUAUGAUACCAGUGAGUUUUCAUUUCAACCUUUCUUUGAAUGUAUAAAGUGUCUUUUUUCCUAUUUCCCCUUUUACUUGCAUUGAAAUGAAUAUGAAAAUGCUGAAGUUUUCUAUAGGAAUUAUGUUGGAUUUUGCAGUGCUAAAAUGCUUUCUUCUUACAAAACUGUAAACCAUAGGUCAGUAUUAUAGGGGAAAAGCGUUUUAAAAUAGUGACAAUCUGAGUGUUUGUAUAAAAUGUAAUUCUAUGCGUUUCUUAUGCAGUGAUCUAAAAGUUCAAUGCAAAUAUCUUUUGUUUGGUAGUUUUGUCUACAUAUUUUAUGCUUUAGCAUGUGCAAUAUAUAUUUGCAAAGCACGAUGAUACAAAUCUGGUGCCAGUGUUAUAUUUUGCAUAACAUAUUUGUAACAGCAUAAAAUAUUGUUUGAUGAUUUCAGUGGGAUUUGUCUAUAAUGUUUUUUAUGUAAAUUGGAGUUGAAUGACUCUGGUAAAUGUCAUGAUUGUAAAAAUGAGGAAAAUGACUUUUAGUUCAGUGAAUGACUUUGAACCAAUCUGAAUCUUCUCAAGCACAGUUUAAUACUUUUGCAACUACUGAAUGCUCUAAUAAUGUAAUGAAGUACUUAACUGAAAUAUACUAUGGAAAUGCAUUCAGAUGGUUAUUUUUACAAAUAAAAGCGGUACAAACAUUGUUG